AUGACUUUAUAGUAAGCUUAACCUCUCUUAGCAGAAUUUGAAACUUUAAUAGCUUCUAACAGCAAUGCUCCUAGAGUAGGCUAAUUAAUAUCUUAGUUAAAGCGUAUUAUAUUCCUCCUACCCAGUAAUGAUCCUCUCACUAAAACAAAAAAUGAAUAAGAGUUGAUUGCAUCCAGACGUUUCCACGAAUUGUGCAUUUUACAUAGCAUUUAAUCCAAAAACAUUCAAAGCUUUGAGUCAGCAAUUAAUUACUUAAGAGCUUAUUACGAAAAUUAUCCUUAAUUGCCAGCUUCUCAAGAUAGAAAUUAAAUUAUUGCAUUGAAUUUGUUAUAUCUUCUUUCUUUCAAUAAAAACACUGAAUACCAUUCAGCUUUGGAGUUAGUUCCAGUUGAAGACUUGCACAAUAAUUAAUUUAUUCAAUUCGUUACUGAAUUAGAAAAGUAGUUGGCUAUUGGUAACUACUCUGAAGCUCUCCUUUCUAAAAACAAGUCUCCUCUUGCUCACUUCGAUAUAUUCUUGGAUAGAAUCUUCGAAACUAUUAGAUUUGAAACUGCUAGAAGUGCUGAAAAAGCCUAUGAAAGUUUAUCAAUAAAUGAUGCAAUUAAAUUAUUUAACCUUCAAAAUGCCGAUUAACUUAAAAGCUUUUCAGCUGAACAAUCAAAAUAAGGAGAAGAACAAGGAUUUUCUUGGGUUUUCGAAAAUAAUAGAUUAGUCUUCCGUCAUAAAGAUUCUGAUAAAAAAGCAUUAUUCAACUCUGAAUUUCUUAUUUCAACAGCACUAAGUUAUGCUCAUGAAAUUGAAAAGAUUGUUUGA
Tetrahymena thermophila SB210 is the source of this 813-nucleotide messenger RNA. RefSeq names its product 26S proteasome non-ATPase regulatory subunit 8. Lineage: Eukaryota; Ciliophora; Oligohymenophorea; Hymenostomatida; Tetrahymenidae. The transcript has 6 exons. Gene Ontology annotation, cellular component: nucleus; cytosol; proteasome regulatory particle, lid subcomplex. Gene Ontology annotation, biological process: proteasome-mediated ubiquitin-dependent protein catabolic process. The record is from RefSeq and is a predicted model, not a curated record.